This is a messenger RNA of Coturnix japonica (Japanese quail), 13340 nucleotides long. RefSeq names its product mitogen-activated protein kinase kinase kinase 9 (gene MAP3K9). Gene Ontology annotation, biological process: protein phosphorylation. The record is from RefSeq and is a predicted model, not a curated record. NCBI's taxonomy places the organism in Eukaryota, Metazoa, Chordata, Aves, Galliformes, Phasianidae. Gene Ontology annotation, molecular function: JUN kinase kinase kinase activity; ATP binding; protein binding.
GGCGGCCCGGCGGCACGCGCUGCCCGCACUCACCCCUUCCUACGUUGGGCUGAGGAGGCUCCGGGCCGGGCCGGGCCGCGGCACCUGCUGCCGGGCGGCGCCGGGCCGCAUGAACAAUAGGCGGCGGUACCGGCCCCGCCGCCCCCCGCAGCGCUCGGCUGCCGCGGGCGCCUCCCCUUAUGGAGCAGCCUCGCCAUGGAGCCCCUCACAGCGCUCAGCCAGGAGGGCGCGGGCGGCGGGGAGCCGGCGGGCGGCGGGCCGCUCUGGACGGCCGUCUUCGAGUACGAGGCGUGCGGAGAGGACGAGCUGAGCCUGCGGCCGGGAGACGUGGUGCAGGUGCUGUCCCGGGACUCGCAGGUGUCCGGCGACGAGGGCUGGUGGACGGGGCAGAUCGACCAGCGCGUCGGCAUCUUCCCCAGCAACUACGUGAGCAGCGGCGUGCAGGGGGGCGGCCCGGAGCUGCGUGCCCGCUACCCGCCGCCCCCCGCCAUACAGCUCUUGGAGAUCGACUUCUCAGAACUUGUUCUGGAGGAAAUCAUUGGCAUAGGGGGCUUCGGAAAAGUAUAUCGAGCUGUGUGGAUAGGAGAUGAGGUUGCUGUUAAGGCAGCUCGCUAUGACCCUGAUGAGGACAUCAGCCAGACCAUUGAGAAUGUCCGCCAAGAAGCCAAGCUCUUUGCAAUGUUAAAGCAUCCCAACAUCAUUGCCCUCAGGGGCGUGUGUUUGAAGGAACCCAAUCUUUGCUUGAUCAUGGAGUUUGCCCGUGGAGGAUCGUUAAAUAGAGUGUUGUCUGGUAAAAGGAUACCUCCUGACAUUUUAGUGAACUGGGCAGUACAAAUUGCAAAGGGAAUGAACUACUUGCACGAGGAAGCAAUUGUUCCUAUAAUUCACCGUGACCUGAAGUCCAGCAACAUACUGAUACUCGAAAAGGUGGAAAAUGGAGAUCUGAGCAACAAGAUAUUGAAGAUCACGGAUUUCGGCUUGGCCAGGGAAUGGCAUAAAACUACCAAAAUGAGUGCAGCUGGGACAUAUGCUUGGAUGGCUCCUGAGGUCAUCCGCUCCUCCAUGUUCUCCAAAGGCAGCGAUGUGUGGAGUUAUGGUGUGCUGCUUUGGGAGCUCCUAACAGGGGAAGUGCCAUUCCGAGGAAUUGAUGGUCUUGCAGUAGCCUACGGUGUUGCCAUGAAUAAACUUGCUCUUCCAAUCCCUUCCACGUGUCCAGAGCCUUUUGCCAAACUAAUGGAAGAUUGUUGGAAUCCUGACCCACACUCACGACCUUCCUUUGCCAGUAUCCUAGGCCAUCUCACCGCUAUAGAAGAGUCUGGUUUCUUUGAAAUGCCCAAAGAUUCCUUCCAUUCCCUUCAAGAAGACUGGAAACAAGAAAUCCAAGAAAUGUUUGAUCAGCUCAGAGCCAAAGAAAAGGAGCUUCGCACAUGGGAAGAAGAGCUGACUCGUGCUGCUGUUGAACAGAAGAACCAUGAGGAGUUGCUCCGAAGACGGGAACAGGAGCUGGCAGAACGUGAGAUUGACAUUCUGGAAAGGGAGCUCAACAUCAUCAUCCACCAGCUGUGUCAGGAGAAGCCUCGUGUGAAGAAACGCAUGGGGAAGUUCAAGAAGAGUCGGCUCAAGUUAAAAGAUGGCAAUAAUAUCAGCCUGCCUUCAGAUUUCCAGCAUAAAUUCACUGUGCAGGCUUCUCCAACAAUGGAUAAAAGGAAGAGCUUGAUCAGUAGCUGCUCCAGCCCUCCUGCAAGUCCUACUAUUAUUCCCAGACUCAGGGCCAUACAGUUGACUCCUGCUGAAAGCAGUAAAACAUGGGGACGAAACUCAGUCCUUCCAAAGGAGGAAGGAGAGGAAGAAGAGAAGAGAGGCCAGAAGAAAAAAGGACGCACUUGGGGACCAAGCUCACUUUGUCACAAGGAGUUAGGUGCAGGAGAGGACAGUCUGAAAGCUCUGGUAGAAGGAUACAAACAGUGGUCAUCCAGUGCACCAAACCUAGGGAAGAUCCAGAGAACUGCACCUGCUUUUCCAGGAUUCACCAGCUUAGCAGAGAUGGAUGAUGAAGACAGUGAAUGUCUUAACGGGGAGGGCAAAGUGCACCCUUCACCUGGGCACAACCAGUCAUACCUCUGCAUCCCCUUUCAGAAGAAUGAUGACUGGGACGGGCCUUCUAGUGAUGCCAAUGAGGAGUCCACUCCUGUGAACUCUGCUACAAGCACCCCACAGCUGACACCCACCAACAGCCUCAAACGUAGUGGCUCCCACCACAAACGGUGCGAGGUUGCCUUGCUUGGCUGUGGAGCGGUUCUGGCUGCUGCAGGCCUGGGGUUUGAUCUGCUAGAAGCAGGGAAGUGUCAGCUACUGAUUGAAGAGGAGCCAGAACCGCCCAAGGAAGAGAAGAAAAAACGUGACAGCAUUUUCCAGCGAGCUGGGCGCCCACGCAGGAGCACUAGCCCACCUUCUCGAAAAAUCUUCAAGAAAGACGAGCCCAUGUUGUUGCUUGGCGAGCCAUCCACAUCCCUCACCCUUCUUUCCCUGUCUUCCAUUUCCGAAUGUAAUUCCACCCGUUCCCUGCUGCGCUCAGACAGUGAUGAGAUUGUGGUAUACGAAAUGCCUGUCAGCCCUGUGACAGUCAAGGCUCCCUUGCCAGCUAUUAAUAACCCACUAGUUAAUGUCCAGAUUGAGAGAUUCAAACAAGACCCCAACCAGUCCCUCACUCCCACACACGUGACGGUCUCUUCCCACACCCAGCAAGGCGGGCACAGGCGCACACCUUCUGAUGGGGCCAUCAAAGGGACUGGACUAGUUGUCAAUGGGUGCCCAACCAGUGGAUGCCCUUCCAGUAGCUGUUUAACUGGAGCACUGGGAGCAGGUGUAUUAAAAACACCUAGUCCAAGUAGAGAUCCAAAUGAGGUCCCUCGCCUGCCAGAUCCCAACCUUGUUUUUCCUCCAACCCCGAGACGAUGGAAUGCACAGCAGGACCCCACGCUGGAAAGACCCAAGACACUGGAGUUCCUGCCUCGGCCUCGGCCCGCAGCCAGCCGGCAGCGGCUUGAUCCCUGGUGGUUUGUGUCACCCAGCAAUGCCAAGGGUGAAUCUUCUGCCAACAGUUCAAGUACUGACACUCCAAGUAAUCUGGACUCUUGUUUUGCUAGUAGCAGCAGCACUGUAGAAGAGAGACCCGGACUUCCUGCACUGCUUCCUUUCCAGGGGAGUCAUCCUGUAGAGGAGCGGACAUUGUUGGACAUAGAUGCUGAGGGACAGAGCCAAGACAGCACCAUUCCGCUAUGCAGAAGUGAACUUAACACACACAAAGCUACAGCAUAUGAACUCAAGCAAGAAUUCUGGUCUUAGUAUGAAAUUCACUCGGGACAGUAAGCCCCUCUAAAUUCAAUUCUACUUUUUGCACUGAGAAUGCACUUUGAAGACAAAUGAGAUAGAAGCUACGGAGAUCGUAUGGUGCUGCCUCUGCUGAAGGUGUUGUUCAACUGCCUGAUUGUUGUCUGCAGUUGGCUGUAAUUUGGCAACUCAAAGCUGCUGCCUUUGUUGUGGGGUUUUUCUGUAGUCUUCCCUGUCACCUUAUUGCAGUUUGUAUCUGCAGUAAGCUAAAAUUAUAUCCAAGUCUUUGUUACUGACCUUGUAGGAUUUGGCACUUGCAGUAAGUAUCUAUCCUGGUACUCAUCAGUGUUUUCAAAACUCAAAUGCUAUAUAACACAGCAGACGCCAGUAUUUAUUUUUCCCCAAAAUUCCAGGAAAGAAACAAGUAAAUAUCUGGAGACUACCUUCUCUGAAAUGUGUCAUUAGAUAGGCCUGGCUAUCACGGUGCCCCCACUGAAGAAGCAGAAGUAGCGGUCUUACACUUGCUUGCCCUGUUUUGUUUAUGUCCUACUGUAAGGUGGAGAAGAUUGCUGAGGAAGGCCAUGGCAUCUCCAUUGGUGGACUUCUUGGAGAAGAGACUGGAAGGCUGGGAAUGAGUAGGUGUAGUUAUCCUGGCUUCAAGGCAGGGUGAGUGGGCUUCAAUGAUCUUUUGAGGUCCCUCUCAGCCCUAUUUUUCCAUGACCCUUUGCUUUCAAAAUAGUGAAUGGGGGUGUUAGGUCUACUUACUUCAGCCUGUUUUUUUGUUUCUAGCCGUGGUCCCAUUUGCCUCUUUUCUCCCCCCUGUAACACAGAUUCAUAGUUGAGUUGUCUCAGCUUUGGGAGGGAAAUGGACAGGAACUCUUUCUUUAAUGCUGUGUGUUGGCUUGCAGAAGUAAGUUAUGUUCCCUCAUUCUUUCUUCUUCCUGUUUUUCUGACUUUCUCAUGCUUUUUAGGAGUGGCCCUGUAAAGCCAAGAUGGUUCCUGUGCACGCUGCUACUUGUUCAAGGCUCUUUAGAAAUUGAGGCUUGUGUUUUUCCUAGUUGAAUUGUGCAAAUAGGAAUCAGAACAUCUGGAUUCUGUCUUCUUUAGUUACUGACUGACUGUGACCUUGGGCAAAUAAUGUAACCUCUCCGUGCCUGAAUUUCCCCAUCUGUAAAUAACAGGGAUAAUACCUACCUCACAAGGGGGGUGGGACCUAUGUAGUAUGUUCAAAGUUCUUUGAGAUCUUUUUGUGGAAGGCAGCAUAGGCAUGUAAAACAUUUGUUCAAAUUCAUAAAAGCUUGUACUUUGGCAAGGAAGACUAGGUAAGAAGACCUGUCCUGAAGGAGGAAGUCAUACAACUAAUGCAUGCAUGUGCUCAGUUUUCUUCAGUGCCUGCAAGUGUGUCUGCACCCCCAGCAAGCCUGUGUUAUUGGGUUUAAUGAGAGCUUCAUUUGUUCCCAUUUGGCGUUAUAAAUAAGGGAUGUGGCCUUUUUAUAUGAGCGUGUUAGGGUAGUUUGCUUUAUUGCAGAGUACAGCUUAUCUGUUCACUCUUCUUGUACAGAUCUCUGCUCAUUUUGCUAACCUGCUUGCCAUUUGGAUGCAGAUAACUGAUUUGGCAGUGCUGCCUUCCUGUCAGGGAAGUCCAGUCCUGUUGUGAAGGCACUGUAGAUGAAUACUUUCUUGCAGCAGCACAGAGAACAUGAGUGUUUAGAUGUUUACAACCUUGAUGUUAAAAACCAGCAUGUGUGGGGAAAUACUCUCCUUAGUAAUUUUAAUUCAGUUUGAAGGCUAAAAGCAUAAUGUUGCUGUUGAUCAAGUGUACCUUCUUAGCAGGCAAGUGCAGUAUGUUACCAUUGAGGAAAGUCAUGCUUCUUGUUCAUCACAUUCCACAAGAUUUGUUUGAUGGUUGAAUUUCUUUUUGCUGCCUACUCCACUGAACUCUCCAGAGCUAGCCUUAAUGAUGCUACACUAGCUGCUAGUGCUGGGUAGACUGUUGACUGUGUAGACAAGGGACUCUGGUGUGUGGCAAAGAAACUUAGAAAAAUUGAUGUUUCUGGCACUUUUGUUAAAUGUAAACCUUUAGCAUUUUUAUUAUUUCUUAUCUGUUCAUCCUUUUGCUUUCCAUUUCUAAAACCUCAAUGUGUUUGUGAUCCAGGAACUUUAAAAACAAACACACACCAGCAAAAAGCACCUCAUGAGAAGCUCGAUCGGAACUUGUGUCAGAGGAACAUAAAGCAAGGCAUUAAAACUAUGUAGUUUUCAGUCUCCCUUACCGUUUUUGAAAGUCUGAGACAAAACUGGAUCAGCUGUUCUUUCUAUGCAAAAAAAUGUUAUUCCAAAGUUAUGGGAAGCAGCAUUUGAUCUGCAAAGAUGUAAUCUAGAGUUGCUCUUUUGUGUAGGAAGGUUAAUGAGGUGUCAGAAUCCCUUCUUUCUCACUUCUAGAUAACUGCUUGGUGAAGGUGAUGGGUAGCCAACAAUAGGAGGAUUUUGUGCCAAAUGGCAUCUGCCCUAACACCAUAUGGACAACAAAGGAACUGGAUGACACUGGUGGUAAAGAGUCAUACAUCCAGAUCAGGGUUUCCAGCUUAGAUAUUCUCUAUUACAAAGCUGCUAGAAAGGCAAUGUAGGAACACUGUUUGAUAAAUGCUCCUUAGAUGCAGUUAUCUUAAUUGAAUCUUGUGCAUGAGAUAAAAACAAGGUAGGCUUUGAGCAUCAGUCCCUAAGUAAGCUUUCCAAUUUGGAGCUCUGUGACUUACCAGAGGGUACCGAGCAAGAGGAAUCUGCUGUAAAACAAAGCUGUUUGCUUUAGCGAGUGGUGGGAUGUUUUCUGACAGGCAGAGGGCUCUCAAGGCAAAGAGUUGUCAUGUGUUUUACUGUAUGCAUCCUGAAAGCUGUUGCCACUGGUGCCUUGAGGCCCAGAGGCCAUCUGAAUGUUCAAGCUAGCUUGUAAUCUUUUCAUUUAUCCAUCUAUCCUGUACUGGUUUGAUUAGUCUCCUGCCUUAAUCUAUUAGUUAUCUUUCCUUCCCAGCUGCAGGUGGUGAGGUGCCCCAGGUCCCCAAAAGAGCUUCACUGUAGUCCACUACAUACCAAGAAAACAUGAGCCAGUCAGAAAGCUCACAUAACUUUUUUUUUUAAUCUAUUGGCUUUCAUUUAUUUGUCAGCAAGACAAACAUUUCAUCAUUACAUUGAAACACCUGCUAGCAGAAUUCUUGAGGAAAAUGGUGAAAAUUUUGCUAUAAGCAUAAAUGUGUUUUUUCCUUGAAUACCUGAAUAAGUUGCACUUUCUGCUGAGAAAAAGAGAGCAUGAGAGCACAAAUUUACUGAGCAGCCUAAAAUAAUGAUGAAAGAAUGGAGUAAAACGUAUUAAUAUCAUUAUAGAGCUCACAGAGAAGAAAUAACCUCAUUACUCUUAGUAUCAGUUACAAAAUGUCAUUGCUGUGAAAUCAGUUUUUCAGAUUUGGAAAUACAUGCAGGUUUUCUUUUAAAUAGUUGACUGGCUAUAUAUAUAUAUAUAUAUAUAUAUAUAUAUAUAUAUAUAUAUAUAUAUAUAUAUAUAUAUAUAUAUAUAUCACUAAUUGAUGUAACUGAUUUAGAAAUUUAGAAUAUGUUUGCCAGCUCUUGAGAAUAGGCUAUCUGGCAGUCUGCCUGUUUUUCCUGUAAAACUGAGGAGAAAGCACAGACAUAGCAACAGUGCAAAAAAAAAAAACCUUAAUUCCUUUUAAAAACAUUUCUGCUGGUUUCACAGAAAUUGAAUGUGGGACAGGUAGAGAGAAGAAGGCUUUUGUGUCAAAACUUAAGCGAUAAUGGUUAUGGAUUCUUUGUAAUAUUGUUGCUUCCUAUGGACUGCACAAUGCUCAGUUUCACCAUCAAGUAGACCUUAUCUCCACUGAGUCUUUUCUGAGGUGCAAAUAUAACUUUUUAUAGGUACCCUUUUCCCUUCAGAUUAUUAUUGCAGUGGAUUGUUAUUCAGUGUGGGGCAGGGAACUUCAAUGAAAAUAUUCUUUUUGCAAUUGUUUUCUAACAAAAUGAGUAUUUUCAAAGUAAAAUUUUCAUUAGUGAUGUGGAAAGACCUGUUUGGGUUUGGUAUGCUUUUAUGAUUUAUUUUUCUGUACCUCUAGGAAUGGGAGUAGUUGCCUUCCUCUUCAUAGCAUGCUGUUAUCUUAAGACUUAUGGACAGUGCUGCAUAGAGAUGUUACUGGAUGAAACUGGAUACCUCUCAUUCUGCUGAAGGUGAGGCAGUAAAGGUCAUGUAAAGAGAGGUCUUUGCCAUUUGGAGUGCUUUAUUAAAUAGCAAAUGACAGGAAACCUCCUAACUUGAACCACCACCUGUCUAUCUUUUAUCUGACUUUUAUCUGAACUUAAUUCAUUUCUAUGGAAUGAGCAUGGGAUCUGAAGACCCAUUAGAUGUAUGGAACCAGACGUAAUUACUAUAUCCCAGAAUUCAAUGUUGGCUUGUUGCCAUUUUAAGUAACUCUAAGCUAUUAUUAAUGUUUAUUUCUUUGGGUUUUUUGAAACUUUUCUUCUUGGAAAAAGAUGCUUAUUACUUUCUAAUGUUUUCUGUGUGUUUUGGAAAUAUUCUUAAAAACUCUAUCUGCUCUAUGGAAAAUAGGAAGGCUUAUCUUGCACAGCAAUAUAGAUCCUUCUUUUAACACAAAACAAAGGAACAUUUAGAAAUGAAAAUUUCUGAUCCCUUUUGCUACAGGGUAGUUGCUUUCCUUUGCUUCUAUAUUUAUAACUUGCUUAAGGCUAUAAUUUGGGUAAAACUGGAUGUGAACACUGACAGGAGAGGCAUAUGUUAAAAUAUAUAUUUGCAAACAAGCAAUAAAUAUAGCAUGUGCACAAACAAAACCAAAACAUGAUCAUGCUGUCACAAAGGAUAAUUUUAUGACUUCAUGAAUACUUUGGUUCAUUAUAUUAUUAAGGUAUCUUUAAGAAAGAAUGCCUUCCUAUGUUUUUCUUUAUAGUUUACUUUGGUAAGAUUAGAAUAAGGUGCUUGGCACAGGCUCUGGUCUCGCAUCUCACUGGACAGAAUGGAGUUUUAACCAAAUGUUUAUUUUUUUGUAUUUCCAUACCUGGUCUGUGGCUUAGACUUUCCAAUUUCUUUUGGUUAGCAAACAAGUCUUAAGAAAAGUUUGUUUCUUCAGCUCUGCUUUCACAGUUUCACAGAGCAACACCAAAAUGCAUUUAUGGCUCACUUUGCUACUCCCAUCUUAUUAAAUACAGUAGUAGAAUGUUACGUGCUAUAGUUUUAAUAUUCAUUUGCUUUUGUUUUUUCUCACAUUCAGCUUUUUUAAGCAGCAUUACUCUUGGUCAGAGACAAAUACAGCUUCAGAAAUCACCUACAUCAGCUUUAUUUUUGUAUGUUAAAAACAGUCAUUCCCAGCCUCAGAGGUAUGUGCUUGAUUAUAAGGUAAUUUCCCACUAGUGACUGUGUCUCACAUAGCUACCAGAAUUCUUACUGUCCUUCUGUAGCAAGAAACUCUUUUUUCCUAGUAGAAAAAACUUCAUUAGUGUUGUAUACAAGAACCGCAUUUCACCUCUUUCUGUACAUGAUAGAAAGAAUCUUCUUUUUCUUUGUUUCCAAAUGACAAGGAGCAUCAUUUUACCUAGUGAGCAUGGAUACUUGUGCUGGUCUUUUUAAGCCUGUGAAUUACAUCUGUGUGUUUUAGGUGCAUCUUGUAUUGCUAGGUGCCUUCUGUUUCAUGUGCAUCUUUGCUAGGGCCUUUGGUUGUUUUCUGGAAGAAACUGGAACUGGAAGGAUGUGGCUUUUCAGUACUGUAGUUUUCUUCAUCGUACAUCAGGCCAAACGUGAUACAAACAUUUCAUGUGCAUCCAUUUGCUGACUUGCAUAAACCUUUGUGGAAACAAGCAUGCUAUUGCUAACUCUCCUUAUCUGUCAAUUAGAAUUCUGAAUACAUGAUUCUGUGGCUGUCUCUAUCCCAUCCUUGUCAGUUAUUUGUUCUUGAUGCUGUAGUAUUUUUGGGCCCAAGACAGAAACCAAUGUUAUUUUAUCUGUGCUUUAACCUAAAACAUUUUCAAGGUAGAAGCAUAAAACAGAAGUGGGGGAAGUGAAAAUGGAGGUUGACAGAAAUUAACCAAUAUGAGGGUGAAAUUUUCUAUCUUAUUCUAGCGAGGAGCAGACAAGAGGAUACUAGCUGCUUGGGAAUCUAUUGGCAGUAUAGUUAAAUUGAGUCCUAAAGAAGGAUUUGAGGAUUGUGUAGUGACUUUGUUUCUGGUUGAUUUCUUUUCUUUUACCCUGAGCUACCUCAUUUAUACAGAUGAAGUGGAAAUAAAGGAUAAGUUUUAAGAGUUGCUCUAGAUAAACAAUUGAGGCUAGAAUGGUGAGAGCACCGAGGAAAACACUGUUUGGCUCUGUGACGUUGAAAUUCCUUGUGGAAAAAUAAAACCAGUUCCAAAAAUUAAGAUUAUGCUUUUAUUAUGUAACUCUACAAGAUAAACAAUAACAAGGCACAAAGUAUAUUUCCUGGUGGUUUUUGGCCUGCGGAAGAGCUGUAUUUCCAAUCUAAAAGGUGAUAAUUUCAUAUUGGUUGCUGCUGCUUUUAAAGGUGAAAGUAUGUUUUUUGAGAACAUAUUUUUUUCUAAAUAAUCUCAUAUACUCUUUAAGUGAGCCAAUAUGCAAUCUUGUUUCCCUUGUAUUUACUGUAGAUUUCCUAAUAUCAUAGAAUCCUUAAGAGUUGGAAGGGACACUGAAGGCCAUCUAGUCCAAAUCCCCUGCAAUGAACAGGGACAUCCACAGCUAAAUCAGGUUGCCUGGGGAAUAUAUCUGAUCCUAGGGCAGUUCUUAUAUCUGAUUGCUAAUGAUGUGCAGGUAGUCAACUAUAGCUAAUACUAAGAAGCUAUGGCACAUUUUUAGCAUGUAUCAUAGUGGAUUUUCCUGCUCAGCUGGAAGUGGGCUACUGUUAGGUCUGUGGCUGAUGGGAUCAGAUGGAUGCGCAUCUGACAAGUGUGGACCUAGAACAAAUCUGCAGGAGGAAUGCCAAAGUUGCAUUUGCUUAGAGCAGGAUAUUUGAAAGGUAAAAAUGCUGGAGGAAAAAGUCCCUUAGUUAUUCAGAAGUAAUUCUCGAGGAUCUUGUCCAUGCUUGAAUUUUAGCCUCCGUACAGUGAGAGUUUAGGGUUUCUAAUAAAAAAAUCUUGACUGAAGCCCCAGCAUCAGACCAAGAUAAAGCUUUUGUGUUAUUUAGGAGUGACUGACCCUGUCUCUUUGUCCUACUUUGAUUGUUCCAAUGUAGCAUUUUCUCAAGAAUAGAUGCUGAGUUAAAACUGCCUUCUUGUCUUAAAGCAGGAGGAGAGAUGAGUGAGUCUGAGAAAGAAGAAUAAUUGUUGUAGCCAUGUCUUAAUGCAUUUCCUUAUCACUCUCCCAGCAGCAGAGGUUAGAAUGGAGCAGGAAGACAUAUCAGUGUUUUUCUAGGCUUCAUUGUUAAGAAUGCUGCUAACAUGAGAUUUCAGAAUAUAAACAAGUAAGUUCUUUGGGAAGCCCUGUAUACUGAGCUUCUUGUUAUUGAGUUUCAAAACAAAUGUGUCCUCUGAUUAUCUGCCACUGUUCAAUAGCACAGUUAUCUUCUUGAGUUUAAAUACGGUUGGAGAAGAUCUGAACUCCUUUCUUGAGUUGUUGUGGUGGUGGCUACUUUUUGACUUUGGGGGUAAAGUAAGGUGGUGUUUUUUCCUAAUCCCAGUUUAAGUUGCAAAAUGAGUUGUCUCUCCUGACUAAUUGUCCAGAUAUUUGUAGUAGGCUUCUAUUUCUGCCUUUCAUGCUUUAGUGAGUAGCUCUUAAAAUGUCAUCAUAGUUAGCAUUUGUGUCUGAAUAGGGCAGCUAAUACCUCUGAGCUGAUUUUUCACACUGCAUCUCAAGCAGAUGUUAUUGCAUUAGUUCUGCCAUUGCUCUGAUUUCAAGGUUAUCUUGGCAACCAUAACAUCCAGAAAUCCUAGAUUAUAAAGGAUAAAGCAGCAGAAAAAAAUAAGAGGACAUACCAAUGCUUACCAGUUGAACAGCUGAGUUUUGCCAGUGGUCUUUGCAGAGAGUAAAAAACAUUGUUGUGCAGCAUAGGUCUCUGAGAGACAGCUAAAUUCCAAGUGGAGAAUGUACCUGGAUCUUCUUAAUGUCAACAGGCACCGGUGCCUCAUAUUUGGCAGUUUUUAUAUGAAACCAUAUAAAGCCAAAAGCAUCUAGUAGUUAAAGUUUAUAUAGGGUACUGUCUUUUAACUAGGAGGGGAAGAGGCCUCAAUUUGAGAAAGCAUACUUAAACAUCACCAAAAUCAAUGGAAUGUAUCUGUGGGGCUGAAUGCACAGAAACCUCAAGUCAACAAAGCUGUUACGAACUCAUCUGGGGCGUUGUCUUGUAGAGAUUAAUGGUGGAGGACCAGUCUCCAUAUUUUGUCAGAGGACGUUCCUUCACAAGCCUUUGGGUAAAUGCAGGCUCGAUUUGCUCUGACUUGUAUGGCCUUUCCAUGCCUGCAUUUGCCAUCCUGUUUCAUCGCUAGUUCUUACCAUAAACAGGGAAAGCUCUGAGAAUAUUUUCUGAUAUAGGAGAGAUCAAUAACUUCUGCACUAGCAGACUGCUGGCUUCAGAGGGGGCAGUAAGUGGUGUGUGGAGGCUGUGUGUACAAAUUUUGAUUUAACCUGAGGUGUUUUCUCAGGUUCUUUCAUUUCAGAAAUACAUCCUUCCGGGUUAGUAUACAGAUCUGACAAAUUUGGAAGUGAUCAGUGUCUGCUGUUAUUGUUAGGGUUCUUGGAUUCUUGCUUGUCAGCUGUUGGCCCAGCACUUUGUGUUGGUAUAUGUGAUUUCUUUGUCAUAAAUUCAAAACAAACUGGGAAUAUGGGAGAUAUUUUGCCUGACUUCAGUUGAGAGGCUUAUACGGAGUGGGGAGGGGCAGUAGUGGUGGAAAAAUCAGGGAAACUACCUGUGAUUUUAACCGUGUCUCUUCUGUGGCUUUGAAAGUCUGAAUUUCGCAGCCAGAGAAUGUAUUUCCUCCCUCUUUUUAUAAGCUGUGUCUUACUUUUGCCUUAUUAAUUGUGGAUCUGUUCCUGCUUCUGUUUAAAGCCAGUUGCAAAAAAACAGUGACCUGAAUUUCCUAGGUACAGUGUUGUCAAAUCCGAAGAACCAGGUGAGUAGAUGACUCUAGUGUAAGAUCGUACGCCCAUGUCCAUUCUUUUGAGGUAUGGGAUAGUUCCUGCUUGUGUUGAAAUCCCUGUGUGGAAAGUGUUAGGUACUUUGUAAGGAGCUCUAAACUCUGCAGGACUGGGAUUUGUCUGAUGACUUAAGUAUUUCAGUCCAGUGUUGGAGACCUCUGUAUGUCUUCUGUUCAUGGUGUUCAAAAGUUUGUUACUAUGGACGUAGCACCUGAAGGUGUGUUUUGCCCGAAGAACCUGCAAUGAAGCAGUUGCAUUAGCAAAUGGUAAUGUAUCCCAGAGUUGAGUAAAAUAACAGAGGCCACCAAGGUUUUUCUUGUUUGUGUGAUGAAAUGUUGUCAAAUGAAGUGAUUUGUUGGAGCCUUCCUUUAACCUCUGUACAGCAGUAAGCUUAGGGGAAAAUAAGAUUGCAUUAUUUUUUAAAAAGCUUUAUUUGUGACCUGGCUUUGUUGCCUCUGACCCUCUUGGGCUUAAAUAGUUAAAUUAUAUUAAUGUCCAGUUUGUUUCACUGUAGGUAACACAUCAACUGAAUACUCUUGUGCAUAAUCUACUGUAUCUUUCCUCUGUUCUGUGUCAAUGUAUUAUGUGUAUUUGGAUUACAGUUCUUUUUUUAUUGUAUUAAAUUAUUUUAUGUUAUAGAACAAUAUUUAAGCAAAGCAAAGAGCUAAUGAAAGUUGUUGGCGUUUUGGGAUUUUUUUUUUUCUCUUUGCUUUCUUUUUGGAUGUACUGUAAAUUGUAAACCAAGGAUGCCAAGCAGGCUUGGUUCAAUGGCUAAAAUUAUUGUAUUACAGUGUAAUGCUGAUCUAGGCCUUGUCUCAACACUAGAGCACACAGACUUGAAUAAAACUGUUACAAAAGUGAU